AUGGCUUUUCCCACUCUUUAUUUCUUUUCCACUAAGCCUAUCCUUUCUAUGUAUUUCUUCACUUUCUUGGUUCUACCAUCUCCCUUCAUUUCAUCCGCCUCCAAGCUACCGGGGGGCAAUAAUGAAACAGACAAAGUUUCACUCCUUGAAUUCAAGAAAAUGAUCAUAGGUGAUCCAUUUGGUGUGAUGGCCUCUUGGAAUGAAACCAUCCAUUUCUGUGAAUGGCAUGGUGUUUUGUGUGGCCGCCGCCACAUGAGAGUCGUGGUCGUAAAUCUCACUUCCUUGAAAUUGGUGGGAUUAGUGCCUUCACACAUUGGGAACUUGAGCUUUCUCAAGGCUUUGGAUCUCCAAAACAAUAGUUUUUCAGGUGACAUCCCGCAAACUAUUGGUCAUUUGCAUAGAUUACAAUUUUUGCUUUUGAACAAUAACUCAUUUAAUGGGUUUAUACCGUCAAAUAUUUCUGUAUGUAAAAACCUACAAGUUUUAGAUUUUUCACGCAACAAUCUUGCGGGCAACAUUCCAUCAGAGAUUGGCACCCUAACUAAUCUUCGAUUCCUUUCUUUUUAUCACAACAACAUUAGUGGUAAAAUCCCUCAUUCUCUUGGGAAUCUUACACUACUUAAUACUUUUGCUCUCUCCUUUAACACUUUAUUUGGGGAAAUACCUGAUUCUCUAUGUAGAUUAUCUGAACUACAAACGUUUAUAGUUUUCGGAAAUAAUUUAAGUGGCACUAUACCCCCUUCUUUGUUCAACCAUUCAUCCAUGUUUGUUAUUGAUAUGGGUGGAAAUCACAUAGGAGGGACUUUGCACCCCAACCUUUUUUUAAGUCUUCCCCACCUUUUAUAUUUUUCUAUCUAUGGGAACAAUUUCAUGGGAAGUAUUCCUGUCACAUUAUCAAAUGCAACACAAAUGCAAAUAUUCGGUGUUACUGAAAACAAACUGACAGGAAAAGUUCCUAACCUUGGAAAGUUGCAAAAACUACAGAAAUUCUUGGUCGGAGGUAAUCAUCUUGGGGAAGGGAAUGUUUUUGGCUUGAACUUCCUUUCUUCAUUAACCAAUGCGACCAGCUUAGAGGUGUUGGAACUUGCUGGUAAUAAUUUUGGAGGUUUCUUGCCUACAUCAAUCACUAACCUUUCAACAAACCUUAUACAUCUUUCCCUUCACACCAAUCAGAUUUCAGGAAACAUCCCAAGGGAGAUUUCAAAUCUCAUCAGCUUGCAGACAUUGCUAUUGCAUGACAAUAAAAUCAGCGGAGAAAUUCCACCUGAGAUUGGGUAUCUUGGUAAUCUGAGAAUUUUGUUUUUAUUUGAAAACAAAUUUUUUGGAAAAAUUCCAUCUGCUUUAGGAAAUCUAACCCUUUUAUUAAAGCUUCGUUUAGGAAGAAACUACCUCCAUGAUACAAUUCCUGCAAGUAUGGGAAAAUGUCAAAACCUAGAGUUGUUAGAUCUUUCUUACAACAACCUUAGUGGUUACAUCCCAAAGGAAGUUCUUAGCCUCUCAUCUUUGUCAAUUGCUUUGGAUCUCUCUUACAAUCAGUUGGUAGGUUCCAUUCCAAAAGAGGUUGGAUAUUUGAAAAAUCUAGGCUACUUGGAUUUGUCCUAUAAUUCUUUGUCAGGCCCUAUUCCACCGGAGUUUGGUAGUUGCGUUUCCUUGGAAAUGUUGAAUCUAACGAAUAACAAUCUUGAAGGCCCAAUUCCAUCAACUUUGGCAAAUUUGAGGGCUAUGCAAUUCUUACAACUUUCUCACAACCAUUUGACCGGUCAAAUCCCAGCUUUCUUGAAAGAUUUCAAACUUUUACAGAAAUUGAAUCUUUCAUACAAUGAUUUUGAAGGAGCAGUACCAACCACAGGGAUCUUCAACAACACAAGCUCAGUUUCAAUUGCAGCAAAUAAAAAGCUAUGGUUAAGAAGACUAAGAAAAGGGCCGUUUCCUAAUUUGAUAGAAAACCCAAUCUUAAGAGUGUCAUAUCAUUCCCUCUUCAAGUGCACUAAUGGGUUCUCUACAGAAAAUUUACUAGGAGUUGGUGGUUACGGAACUGUAUAUAAGGGAUGUUUUGAUCAUGAUGGAACUGUUUUUGCAGUAAAAGUACUUGAUCUUUUACUCCGUGGAGCUUCUCGAAGUUUUGUUGCUGAGUGUGAGGUGUUGAAAAACACCCGACACCGCAAUCUUGUCAAGGUGCUAACUGCUUGCUCGGGGUUUGAUCUUCAAGGAAAUGAUUUUAAGGCUAUAGUUUACGAAUACAUGGAUAAUGGGAACCUUGAGAACUGGUUGCAUUUUAAUCCCCAAGAGAACUCCCAGAUUGAAGACAAUAGGAGGUUAAGUUUAGUUGAAAUGCUAAACAUUCUUACUGAUGUGGCAUGCGCUUUGGAUUAUCUUCAUAAUGACUGUGAACCUGCAAUAAUCCAUUGCGAUCUCAAGCCGAGUAAUGUUCUCCUGGAUAAAAGCAUGACUGCACACGUAAGUGAUUUUGGACUGGCAAGAUUUGUACAAAAAAGGAUUGAAAGCUCUUCAUCAGACAACUAUAGUUCUAUUGGAGUACAAGGAACUAUUGGAUAUGCACCUCCAGAAUAUGGUAUGGGAAGCAGACCAUCAAAAGCAGGUGAUAUAUAUAGCUUUGGCAUACUAAUCUUGGAAAUGCUGACUGGGAAGAGACCUACACAUGAAUUGUUCCAAGAUGGCUUAAACCUUCAUAGCUAUGCUAAGGCUGCUUUAGCAGACAGAGGAGUGGAGAUUGCAGAUCCCAAACUUCUCCAAGAAAGAGAUGAACAGAUUCAAAUGUGCUUAGUUUGCAUGAUCAAAGUUGGGGUUGCUUGUUCUGUGGAAUUCCCAGCCGAUAGAAUGAAGAUUCGCGAUGUUGUUGGUGAAUUAAAUAAAGCAAGGAAAUCCUUCUUGAAGUAAUCUGUCAGAUUAAUCUGUCUGGUAUUCUUGGAGCUAGCAAGCUUAGGAGUCUGUUUCAUAAUAUAUUUUGUCUUUUCUGUCAUUACAAUCUGUGUUUGGUGUAUUUGAAGAAUUAUUCUGGA
Messenger RNA from Ipomoea triloba (trilobed morning glory), 3020 nucleotides. RefSeq names its product probable LRR receptor-like serine/threonine-protein kinase At3g47570. The record is from RefSeq and is a predicted model, not a curated record. Gene Ontology annotation, biological process: protein phosphorylation; hormone-mediated signaling pathway. NCBI's taxonomy places the organism in Eukaryota, Viridiplantae, Streptophyta, Magnoliopsida, Solanales, Convolvulaceae. The transcript is spliced from 3 exons. Gene Ontology annotation, molecular function: protein kinase activity; ATP binding; protein binding. Gene Ontology annotation, cellular component: plasma membrane. Bases 1 to 2898 code for a protein of 965 amino acids.